CCACAAUCCAACCAAAACAACAAAACAACCAAACACAAACAACAGACAGCCAGCGACUCCCCCUCCUCCACCCACUGUCACAACCACUCGUCCCCUCCUGCGAACAGCAAUCAUGAUGAUGGCAAUGCAGCGCACGCUGCGUGGCGGCGCGAAGCUGUGGCAGGCAACCCGCUCAGUGGCACACGUGCCCGGUUUGAUGUCGGACUAUCCCCUUGCCUUGCCGGCCUUCCUGUGGCGUGCGGAGAAGCUCUUCUACAACAAGAAGAUCAUCGACAACUCCGGCGUCAUGCGCAAGGAGACGCCAUACAGCGAGUUUGUGCAGCGCUGUCGCAAGGUUGGCGGCAUCUUGGAUGACCUUGGCGUUGGCGAGAACUCCCGCGUCGGCACCUUUGCCUGGAACAACGGAAACCACCUGGACCUGUGGUAUGGCGUGCCCUGUGCCGGGCGCGUACUCCACACCCUCAACAUUCGCCUCUUCCCCGAGCAGCUGACCUACGUCGUGAACCACGCCGAGGACGAGGUGAUCUUUGUGGACCGGUCGCUGGUGGCGCUGAUGUGGCCGCUGGUGAAGACAUUUGAGAAGGUGCGCAACAUUGUGGUGAUGGACGACGGAAAGGGCGAGAUCCCGGAUGACCCGCGCAUCCUCCGCUACGAGGAGCUCAUGGCCAAUGCAAAGGAGGUCGACUUCAACGUCAAGGACGAGCGCCAGGCCGCAUCCAUGUGCUACACCAGCGGAACCACAGGCCACCCCAAGGGCGUUGUGUACACGCAUCGCUCGCUCUUCCUGCACACCCUCGCCCUCACCAACGCCGACGGCCUUGGAAUCAACGAGCGCGACACGAUCCUGCCUGUGGUGCCGAUGUUCCACGCCAACGCGUGGGGUCUGGCCCACGUCGCCCCCGCAUGUGGCGCCAACCUCGUCAUGCCAGGCCUCGGCCUCGUUCCAGAGCACCUGGCCAACAUCAUUGAAGCAGAGGAUGUCACCCUGGCGGCGGGCGUGCCAACCAUCUGGAUGGGUGUUCUGCCCCACAUGAAGGGCAGGAAGCUGCCGCACCUCCGCGGCAUUCCCUGCGGCGGCUCUGCCGUCCCACUCUCCCUCUCCAAGCAAUACGAGAAGGCCAUCGGCCUGCCCAUCCUGCAGGCCUGGGGCAUGACGGAGACGAGCCCUGUCGCUACUGUUGGCGCCAUCAUGUCAAAGUUCCAGGGUGCGGACGAGGCCACAAUUGAUGCGCUGCGAGAGACUGUCGGGUAUCCGCUCGCUGGUGUUGAGAUACGCAUUGUCGAUCAACAGACUGGGGAGGAGGUGCCAUGGGACGGGAAGGCGUCUGGCGAACUCCAGGUGCGCGGCCCGUGGAUCUGCUCUGCCUACUACAACCCGGACGACCUUGAGGGCGAGGCCUUCACUGGCGACUGGCUCCACACCGGUGAUGUCGCCACCAUCUCCCCAGAUGGGUAUGUCAAGCUGGUUGACCGCGCCAAGGACGUCAUCAAGUCUGGCGGCGAGUGGGUUUCCUCUGCCGACGUCGAGAACAUCAUCAUGUCCCACCCAAAGGUUGCAGAGGCUGCCGUGUUUGCGAUCAAGUCGAAGAAGUGGAUGGAGCGUCCCAUGGCAUGCGUCGUGAUGCAACCGGGCGAGACCAUGACGGAGAUGGAGCUGCUCGAGUUCAUCACCCCAAAGAUGGCCAAGUGGUGGCUGCCUGACAAGGUGGAGUUUGUUGAUGAGAUUCCAAAGACCAGCGUCGGCAAGUUCUCCAAGAAGGAUCUGCGUGCACGCUUCAAGGAUGUAGAGGUUGCAUGAAGCCAACCCCAAACCCCCUGCCUUGCUUCAUUCACUCGCACGCGCUUAAGUUUGCUUGUGGUUACAACAUUCACUUGUUUUUGUGGGCUUGCGUCAGCACCCAACUGCUUUGUCAUGCAUGUUUGCGUCUGCACCAUACAGUUUUGACGCAAUACAGCAGGCAAGAAUGCACGGUUUUUUCAUUCGCAACACCAACGCGCCGCGUUCGCAUUCGAGCACGCAACACAUACGUGACCUGUCCCG
Salpingoeca rosetta is the source of this 2041-nucleotide messenger RNA. Its product is annotated as AMP-dependent synthetase and ligase. Bases 113 to 1798 code for a protein of 561 amino acids. NCBI's taxonomy places the organism in Eukaryota, Choanoflagellata, Craspedida, Salpingoecidae. The record is from RefSeq and is a predicted model, not a curated record. The transcript is spliced from 16 exons.